AAAAAAUGUCACGCCUACUAAUCAAGGUCAGGAAGUGUACCUGCACAGGUGUUCACUGUAGAAGAGAAACGUCUAGUCCAGGGCUCCUCAGUAUCUACAAUGGCUACACAGAGAACAGGAAAAGGAGAGCAAUCUAAUGAAUGCUCAAUUCAGGAGAUAAAACGAUCAACACAAACUUCCCAGAGUGAAGUAAAGCAGGAACGUCUGGAGCGAAAACGACAAGUUCUUUCUGAUCAGAAAAAUCGAUAUUACACCUUCCGUUGGAUUGUCAUAGCACUUCUUUUAAUUAUUGCAGCAUUUGGUCUUUUUUACUAUUUCAACUAUUAUCUCACUGAUGUCUCUACUCCACCCACUUCAACUGCUAAAGUGACUAAGGUAAACUCUGCUGAUAAAAAGUCUGAUAAGAAGGCUACCAGUGGAAAAACUUCAAAAAAGUCUUCAAAACCUCAAAACCAGUCGCCUAAGAAAAGUACAACAAAUAAUCCAAAAAAAUCGACUAAGCCCACUGAAAAAAAACAGAAGAAGCCCCGCCUGCUUCAGAAACCAUUUUCUCCAGCUGAUCCCGACAAGCCUUAUCUGAUAGAGAUUCUCCAUGCAGACAAUCUUCUUGAAGCUAAUGAAUACACUUUAGCUCUGCAGUCUUUUAAUGACAUACUAAAGAAGUUCCCUCAAAGCCCCCGCAGUUUAUAUGGAAAAGCUGUUACUUUGUCGAAAAUGGCCGAGGAGAAAAAGAGCAAUAAACUUAUGGAUACAGCACUAGAAUUCUAUAAGAAAAUAGGUCUAGAGACCUUCAUUGGUGAGGUUGAUUUUCGUGUGGCUGCUUUAGUGGAGCUAGCGGACAGAGCGUACGAGAGAGGAAAAGCAGCACUUUCUAUCAAAGCACUCGAGAAGUUGGUCUCGUUGAAAGAAGACAAUCUAUUGUUUUCUAAUCGUCUUGGUCUUGGCUAUAUUGCUGAUGGUAAACUCAAGAAGGCUAAAACACAUUUUAAGAAUCACUUGGAGAACUUCACAGAUGAUCAUUUCGCCAGUGCUCAGUUAGGGUACGUGUUGUACAGCGAGAAACGCUAUGAGCAGGCCCUCCCUUUGCUUCUAGAUGGUAUCAGGAACGAUGAAGGAGUGAAAGUUAAUCCUAAAUUCUACCUCUAUGCUGGCGAGUCCCUCACCAAACUAAAUCGCUCCGAUGAGUCAUAUAUCUUGUAUAGCGAAGCAGUGAAUCUGAAACUCUUUCCUUCUAUCUGGCAACGCCCUUUAUUCAGUCAGCCCAAUCUCCGUGCUUCAGGCUGGUGGGACAUCAAUGACACUGGCUAUAAACAUGACAUUCAGAGGGUGGAAAAAGCUCUAGAGACAAUAAAGGAAGAGGCCAAGUCAGUGUUUGACUAUCUAUCAUUCUCCUUCUCUUCUGACGGGUCCACUCACUCCCCUCGAUAUAACCUCUUCCUGAACAGCAAAAAGAAUUCAAAAAACUGCCAAAAAACGUCUAAGACCUGUGCCCUAAUUGAGUCCUUUCCAGAAGCUGCUCACUGUCGUCGUGGAAGUGUUAAAUUCACGUUCAUUCCUCCAAAGUCGCACAUUUCAUCGUUUGUGGGGCUAACAAAUACUAAGCUACAGAUUCUUGUCGCACUCAAUGUCGGAGAUGAGGAAGGUGUGAUAAUGAGAGUAGCCGAGGAGAAAAAGGUUAUGAAGUCAGGUCAGAUACUAGUUUUGGACGAGUCAUUUGAACAGGAGAUUUGGAACCCUGGUUCUGAGGCAGCACUGUUCCUUUUGAUUGAUGUGUGGCAUCCUGACCUGAGUGACCUACAAAUGAGGCAGCUGGGACCAAUAUAAUAAUGUCUCUGGGGACCAUAAUUAUAGUGACAAUUUUAGUUUUGCAGUUGUUCUUUAAAAUGUACAUUUGUAUACAUGACUGUAUGUGUUUGAUAAUAAUGUAAACUCUGAUUAUGA
This is a messenger RNA of Halichondria panicea, 1941 nucleotides long. Its product is annotated as aspartyl/asparaginyl beta-hydroxylase-like. Bases 100 to 1824 code for a protein of 574 amino acids. Gene Ontology annotation, molecular function: protein binding; peptidyl-aspartic acid 3-dioxygenase activity. Gene Ontology annotation, biological process: peptidyl-aspartic acid hydroxylation. Gene Ontology annotation, cellular component: endoplasmic reticulum. The record is from RefSeq and is a predicted model, not a curated record. NCBI's taxonomy places the organism in Eukaryota, Metazoa, Porifera, Demospongiae, Suberitida, Halichondriidae. The transcript has 5 exons.